GUUCAUGAGAAGGAAUAGGAGGGCCUAUAGAGUGGGGUUUCGCUGCUUGGUGUUUCACUUGACGAUGCUGUUGGUGGGGUCUUUGACCUGUCCUGUAUCCUUGCCGGUCCUCAGUGCGGGGUGACGACUGCUUGCAGCUCCUUGGACAACAGCGGUACAAGUACAGAGUACCAAGUUUAUGUAUUAUGUAUGGAAGGGCUUGAUUUUUCUGAGAAGCAAACCCGACACCUCUCUUACCUCCUACAGAACCCAGAACCUUGUGGUUGACGAGAGCUGAGGAUCUGGUCGCUUUCUUCAACUCCCUACUGGCUCUGAUACCGGAUUCUCGUUCAUACAAUAGCCCCAGCCAGCAAUGGCCAACACAGCUCCAGUCAGUGUUCACCCGCUCCCGGACGGUAGCCAUCAAGCGGGUGGCGGUGUGUCUGGAAAGGCCCACACCGUCUCGGCCUUCAACGGACCUGUUCUCUCGCACCUACAGAAGAUAUACACGGCUCAUGCCGGGAGUAGCCAGACCUGGGACCCUGCGAAGACCGCCGCUUUUGUGGAGGGCGUACAGCGGCAUACCAAGGCGGAGGUCGCCGCACAGCUGGUACCGGGGAAGGAAUGGAAUCUGAAUUCUUACCUCCAGUAUAUGGCUUCACCUGCCGCCAGUGUCGUUGCGCCGCCCCAAGAGCAGGAUCUCACCUGGCCGCUCUCCAGCUACUUUAUCAGCUCGAGUCACAAUACCUACUUGACAGGUAACCAGCUGUCGAGUGAUUCGAGUGCUGAUGCCUACAAGAACGUCCUCCUGCGUGGCUGCAGGUGCAUCGAGAUCGACGUUUGGGAUGGCGAUGAUUCGGAUUCGGAGAGUGACACAAGCAGUAGCAGCGAGGACGAGGGGAAGGCCACCAAGAAGAAGCGCUCUCUAACCAGCCGCAUGGAGAAGACAUCCUUGGCUGCGGAAGCCCCCCUUGAGAAGCAGAAGAGCGGCGGGUCGAACUCGCUAAAGAAGACCACCAGCACCAAGGAGCCUCGCGUCCUGCAUGGGUACACCCUGACCAAGGAAGUAUCGUUCCGGGUAGUCUGCGAAGCUAUCAGGGACUACGCUUUCAUCGUUACCGAUACCCCGUUGAUUGUGAGCCUGGAAACACACUGCAGCCCAGAGCAGCAGGAGAUCAUGGUCGCUAUCAUGAUGGAGACAUGGCGGGGGAUGUUAUUGCCUGAGCCGACUGACGAUGUCAAGCAACUGCCUUCUCCAGCCGAUUUGCGCCACAAGAUCCUCGUAAAGGUGAAGUAUGCCCCGCCUGAAGGCGGGAGCCCACAAGCGACUGAGGGCGAUGAAGUGGCGCUCCCGGCGGGUGCUGCGGCGGCCAAGAAGAACCAGAAACCAGCCAAGAUCAUCCAGGCUCUGAGCAAGCUGGGAAUUUACACGCGCGGCGUCUCGUUCAAGAGCUUGACUCAACCAGAAGCGACAAUGCCCUCACACAUCUUUUCUCUGUCCGAGAACGCCGUCAUGGAGGUGCAUGAGAAGAGCGCCCGCGAGCUCUUUGACCACAACCGCCACUACCUCAUGCGCGCAUAUCCCUCAGGGCUGCGGAUCCGAUCGUCCAACCUGGACCCAGCCGUCUUCUGGCGCAAGGGCAUCCAAAUCGUUGCGCUGAACUGGCAGAACUGGGACGAAGGGAUGAUGCUGAACGAGGCCAUGUUUGCCGGGACCGGCGGAUAUGUUCUGAAGCCCGAAGGGUACCGCUGCGAGAAACCUAUGCCAGCCACCACAACCCUCACGCCCAACCCUCAGGCAACCGCCGUCCGGCACUACGUGAUGGACUUGACGAUCCAGGUCCUCGCUGCGCAGUCCCUUCCCUUGCCCCUGGGUGACGAAAAACCAUCCUCAUUCCGUCCCUACCUCAAGGUGGAAAUCCACGUUGAAGAGCCCGGCGAGCGGCACGGUACUGACUCGGUCCCCGCCGAGGGCAUGGAGAAGGAGGGAGAAUACAAGGCCAAGACCAAGUCCUCCAAGGGGUGCGACCCGGAUUUCAAGGGACAGGAGCUGCGGUUUGAGAGGAUCCCCGGGGUGGUGCCCGAGUUGUCGUUUGUGAGGUUCUUGGUCAAGGACGACGAAAUCGGCAAGGACUCCCUGGCGGGCUGGGCAUGCGUGAGGGUUGACCGGCUGAGGGAAGGGUACAGGUUUGUGCAUCUGGUCGAUGCUGAGGGGGUUGAGACGGAGGGGGUGGUACUGGUGAAAGUAGCCAUGAAGCUGGCUUGAUUUGCCUUUUCGGAGGUUCCUAGGGGCAUCAGCUGCAUAGCGAGGAUCGAUUGGUAAGGAGCAUGCCAGAAGGGGUGCUUAAACAUUAAUCAGAGAGGGGUCAGUCUUUUUCGCGGAGCAUAUCAGCAAAUCUCCUGUUUAUUCAACGGCGCAAUUCCCGGUUGUGAUGAAAUUGAGGGAGUGCUUGAAGAGUCAAGACUCAGGCUGUCUGCACACUAACCUUACAGUGCUGACUGCUGAGGUAUGGUACUACGUGCUCGAGGUGCCGUACUCGUCAGGGCUUCAUAAUCGCGGACCUGCCCCACCCCUUCGGAGAGGGUCAGGGACUCUGAUUGGGAACGGAUCAUUGAUUGGGGAAAAUUGACGCCACUACGGUAUAUGCCCUGCCAUACAAAUUUGUUAGCAACCCAAUGUCAUACCGUCUUCUUACAUCUAUACUACUUACAUAUAUACACAUUAUUAAACUACACU
This is a messenger RNA of Canariomyces notabilis, 2716 nucleotides long. Its product is annotated as phosphoinositide-specific phospholipase C-like protein. The coding region runs from base 353 to 2245 and encodes 630 amino acids. Lineage: Eukaryota; Fungi; Ascomycota; Sordariomycetes; Sordariales; Chaetomiaceae. Gene Ontology annotation, biological process: lipid metabolic process; release of sequestered calcium ion into cytosol; phosphatidylinositol-mediated signaling. The record is from RefSeq and is a predicted model, not a curated record. Gene Ontology annotation, molecular function: phosphatidylinositol-4,5-bisphosphate phospholipase C activity. The transcript has 6 exons.